Linnemannia hyalina is the source of this 2148-nucleotide messenger RNA. NCBI's taxonomy places the organism in Eukaryota, Fungi, Mortierellomycota, Mortierellomycetes, Mortierellales, Mortierellaceae. The record is from the annotation of a GenBank genome assembly.
AUGGCUAUGGCAGACUCGCCUAUAACCCAAGUCUCACAGGACACCGCCCAUGAGACCAUGAUAUCAAGCUCAGAAAACUCACCCAUCACCCAAGUCGCCCCGCCCCCCGCCCCUCCACCAACCGCCGCCCAAUACUACACCCCCGGCCAACAGUUCUAUCCAUCAAAGUUCAUCCUUGACCUCAGAGGAACCCGCUUCGACCUCGACCGAGAAACCCUCGUCGCCCUACCAGAGUCCAUCCUCGUCGUCAUGUUCCCUAACGGUCUCAUUCUUCGGCCAAAGUCUUCAGGGGGUGGUGGUGGUGCUACGAAUGCUACCAUUACGUCCUCUACCUCUGCUGCCGCAGGGACAGGGGUAGGAGGGGGAAGAGGGGGAGCGGGGAUAGAGGGUGGAGGACGAGGGGUAGGAGGAACAGCAGUAACAGCAGGUCAACUCAAGGGGAAAUCGUCAGCAGGAGCAGGUCUUGCUCAGGCUGCCGCUGCCGCUGCCUUGGGAGCGAGCGCUGGUGCUGGCACUAGUGCUGGUGCUGGUGUGGUGGGCAACAACAGCGGUAUAGCGACUGGACAUGGGCAUCACCCCUCAGAAAGCACUUAUACCGACUACAGCGACUAUAGCGAUUACAGCUAUGAUGAUUACGACGAUGACGACGAUGAUGGUCAUGGUUUGGACCGGGAGGAACUUUUGGACGACGAGGAUCUUACGGAUGAUGAUGAUGAGGAGGAAGAACAGGUCAUUGUUGUGGAUUUUGAUCCGGUCUGUCUCCAGUAUAUCCUCGACAACUACCGUCAGGCCCAGCGGGCCGGAGAACUCGAACGGCGGAUCCGGAAGCAGGAGCAUGAACGCCAAUUGAAACUUCAACUUCAACAGCAACAACACCUUCUUCAACAACUUCAACUCCAACAGCAGCAGCAAGGAUCCGCAGCGUCGACAACAACACCAGCAGCCACAUCGACAGGAGAAGCAACGGAUGCUGCGCUGCCAACGUCCUCGGAAUCGUCGGCCUCGUCAUCAUACCACCAGCCUUUGCCCCUGAACUCGAUGGUACCCCAGAAUCCGCUCCUCAACAAGCAGGCAAUCAUUGUCCUCCGCGAGGAACUUGAUUAUUUUGUCAUCCCUCCUCCGUCCACCAAAGGUCGUCCACCGACCGACGGCACUGCACCCGCCACUGCCACAUCCUUUUCGUCCUCAAAACCACUAAAUGGUCCGACAUCGACGACACCAAUAGUAACUGGACCACGAGCGCAGACAAGCAGGGACUCGGCAGAUGGACCAUUGCCUCUACUCGGAACUACUCCUGCAAUAACCCCGUCGUCGACAACAGCAUCAAAGUCAGCAGGAGGCGCGCCUACAAAAGUGAACGGAUCAGUCCCUCCGAAGACCUCUACCUCCUCUACAGCAGCGCCUUCGGAUCAGCAACCCAAGAUGAUCAAGACCCAAUGCGGCCAGGUCCUGCUCAAGGACCGCAAGAUCUUUGCCGCACUACAGCGCAAUAUUGACAAGGAGAAAAAUCAGGCAGAACAACAACUCAUGGAUAUGUUGUGCGUCUCGGGGUUCCAGAAGGAGGGCGAAUGGGGUUACAGACGAGUGGAGCCGAAGCGGACGACGGUUGUGAGCGUAGCAAUGGUCAUGCUCCGAACCUCCGCCCAGCCUUAUUCCACAACAGCAGCAGCGUCGCCUUCAUCUUCAUCGGCACCCACUGCACCCACUGCAACCACUGUGCCAACGCCAGCAACACCCACCGCCGCCAACGAACAGUCAGCAGCAGCAGCAGGAUUAGAUCAGGAAACGAGUACGACUCGGACGGCGGAUGGGAAUAAUCAGGCGACUCCUCCACAACAGGACGAGACCCAAGGGCAAGAACAACAGCAACAAGAGCAGAAGGAAGAGCAAGAGCGAGUACGAGAGCGGAGAGAGCAAGAGCAAAAACAGAUCCGGAUCCAGCAACAACAGCAACAACAGCAGCAGCAGUUUCAAAUGGCCAUUGCCGAAAAGCUGUUGCUCUUUUGGCGGAAACCAGCUAGAAAGUGCUGGUGGGAUGGUAUCCAGGUCGAGGUGUACCAAGAUCCAAGCGACACCACUAUCACCCCGCUGGUCCCUGUCCGUCUCUGGGCUCGUCGUACCUGGACCCUCGAACUUGUCCUUGUCUAG